Paramuricea clavata is the source of this 782-nucleotide messenger RNA. The record is from the annotation of a GenBank genome assembly. Lineage: Eukaryota; Metazoa; Cnidaria; Anthozoa; Malacalcyonacea; Plexauridae.
AAAUGUUUAAUUCGCUUUAUGCUAGAGCUGCAAUACUUGAUAUAGCUAUCCAAGGGAUACUCAGUGCUAUAUCAAUCAUACUGCAGACGGAGAAAUUCUUUGAUCUAGCAGGCAUGUCCACGUUUAUUUACAUAAUUUGGCAAGUGUUGGUUUGGUCUUGUCGAGGGUCUUGUCAAUUUUAUACUCGCCAAGUUAUUCAGUCAUCGUGUAUCACUGCAUGGGCAGUUCGUCUUGGCCUAUUUUUGUUCACAAGAGUUCUUCGUGAAGGUAAAGAUAGCAAGUUUGAUAAAGUUCGAGAUAACCCCCCAAUGUUGCUUUUCUUUUGGACUAUUCAAGCUGUAUGGAUUUUCGCGACUGCCCUCCCCACCCUCAUGUUAAAUACCUCAAUAGAAAACCCCCCAUUAACCCUGAAAGACUAUGUAGGCUGGUCUAUCUGGACUGCAGGAUUUUGUAUUGAAGUGAUUGCUGACCACCAGAAGACAAUAUUUAGAAGUAAUCCAGCGAAUCAUAAGAAAUUCAUCACAACUGGAGUAUGGAGCAUCGUUCGUUAUCCUAACUAUCUUGGUGAAAUAUUGUUGUGGUUUGGUCUGUACCUACCUGCAUCGUCCAUCAUGCAAGGCUGGCAGUAUCUCAGUAUUGCAUCGCCACUCUUUGUUGCUCUUCUGAUAAUGAAAAAGACCGGCAUUCCACUACAAGAACAAGCCAGACGAAAAUGGUCAAAUGAUCCAGUUUUCCAAGCGUACAAGGCCAAAACGCCAAAGUUAUUUCCUGGUAUAUGGUAA